This is a messenger RNA of Funneliformis mosseae, 354 nucleotides long. NCBI's taxonomy places the organism in Eukaryota, Fungi, Glomeromycota, Glomeromycetes, Glomerales, Glomeraceae. The record is from the annotation of a GenBank genome assembly.
CUUAUAAAAGAAAACCACCAUCAACGACAACUUCUUUCAGCAGCUUUGGAUCAAGUCGCUCAGUUUUUUGUUGAAAAUAAUAGAUUAUAUAAUGAACUAAAUAACCUUUCUUCUCGUUUUUCAUAUCGCAGACAUAGAUACAGAGAACUAAAAACAACUUACAACAACCUUCAAUUCCAGUAUAACUAUAUGCGCUCUGAGGUUGACCGUCUUCAAAAUCUUCCAGACGCCCGACGAGUUCAGAAUCUGCAAAGAAAUGCAAAACAGUUGCGUUCAAAUUUUAAUCGAUUACUAGUACAACUUCAGCAAAGGAGCAAGAAUGAGGGAUGUCGUAGGCAUUAUGCUUGUCCUUGA